AUGAAUAAAAAAGUUAAUAAUCAAUCAGUUUUAAUUAAUAAUAAUAUUAAAAUUGAUAAAAACAAACAAGAUCAAAAGUUUGAAGAAAAUGUAACAACUGCAGAAGAUAGUUCAUCGUUCAAUAGCCCAUCAUUCUGGGAUGAUUUAACCUAUCAAAAACAAGAAAAUGAUAACUAUAUUAUACCACCAACAUGUUUUUCACUUCAAAGAUUUGUAUUAUAUGAAACUAAAACUAGAUUUUAUUUAGUUGGGUCAAAUAGAACUAAAAAUAGAUUUAAAGUAUUAAAAAUAGAUAGAACUUAUGAAGAUGAGGUUGUAAUUUCAGAAGAUCCAACCGAUUAUAACAAACAAGAGAUUCAAAAUUUAUUAACAAUGAUUGGUAAUGCAAAUAAAGAAGGUUUAACAAGACUAUGCUCAGCAUAUGGUAUUUUAGGUUUUAUUAGAUUUUUACAUGGAUAUUAUAUUAUAUUAAUUACAAAGAAACGUAAAGUUGGAAUGAUUGGAACUCAUUUCGUUUAUGGCAUCGAUGAUAUAACCUAUGUUUAUAUACCACCAUCAUUUCCAAGGACCAACUCACCAGAAUUCGCAGAUGAAACUCGUUAUAAAGGCCUAUUUCUUAGUUUAGAUUUAACCAAAGAUUUUUAUUUUAGUUAUACCUACGAUAUAACAAGAAGUUUGCAAUACAAUAUGACAAGGUAUUUUCAUUCACCCAUUCCAAAAAAUAUUCAACGUGACGAACAAACCAACAAAGCAAAAGUGUAUUAUAAUGAUCAAUUUACAUGGAAUCAGUUUUUAUUAGAAAAUUUAGUUGACCAAGCAAAGACAUGGUACUGGGUAUUGCCAAUUAUUCAUGGUUUCUAUGUUCAAGAUAAAAUUGAUAUUUUUGGUAAAGGUUUAGAUUUAAUUUUAAUUGCUAGAAGAUCACGUUAUUAUGCUGGUGCAAGAUUUCUAAAAAGGGGUAUCAAUGAGAAUGGCCAUGUGGCCAAUGAUGUCGAAACUGAACAGAUUCUACAAGAACCAUUAACCGGUAUCUCAAGCAAAGCGCAAUUCUCUUCAUUUGUUCAAAUACGUGGCUCAAUUCCGUUAUAUUGGGAACAAGAUAAUAAUAUUAUGACACCUAAGCCACCAAUUAAAAUUCAAAGAGUGGAUCCUUACUUUGGCUCAACUAUUUUACACUUUCAAGACCUAUUCAGAAAAUUUGGCUCACCAAUUAUAAUUCUAAAUUUAGUGAAAUCAAAUGAAAAGAAACCAAGAGAAUCAAUAUUAAGAGAAGAGUUUACUCAUUGUAUAAAUACUUUAAACGAAAUGUUACCAGAAAAACAUAAAAUUCAUUACCAAGCAUGGGAUUUCCAUCAAGCUGCUAAAUCCAAAGAUCAAGAUCAUAUGGCAUGGCUAGAUUCAUUCUCAAAUCAAUCCAUUUUAAAAACCAAUAUCUUUUAUUCACAUUCAAAACUUUAUUGUAAUUUCCUAAGAGAAAACUAUUCAAACACUACAACAGAAGAUAUCAAUUGUAAUAGCAAUUUAUUUGAAAUUGGUAGUGAACAAAUUGGUGUGGUUAGAACUAAUUGUAUUGAUUCCCUAGAUCGUACCAAUGCUGCACAAUUUUGUAUUGGUAAAUGUGCAUUGGCCUAUCAACUAUAUUCUAUGGGUUUAUUGGAAAGUCCAUCAUUAGAUUUUAACACUGGUAUUGUUCAAGUUUUAAUUGAUAUGUAUGAAGCAUGUGGUAAUCAAAUUGCACUUCAAUAUGGUGGUUCAGAAUUAGCAAAUACAAUUAAAACAUAUACAAAACAUUCUUUAUCAUCACAAUCACGUGAUUUAGUUAAUGCCAUCAAAAGAUAUAUCAGUAACUCAUUUAUUGACGCAGAUAAACAACACUCUAUCAAUUUAUUUUUAGGUUAUUUUGUACCUUCAAAAGCACCAGAGACUAUAGCACUAUGGAAUUUAGAAACUGAUCAUUAUUUGCAUAAUAUUACAAGUAGACUUCAACAUUUAAUUCUAGCAGAUACAAAUUGGUGGGAUGAACCUUUAUUACAAUUUCAAAAAAGUUCACUAUUGUACAAUUUAUCUUCAAAAUCCUCAAUGAUCCAAAUGAUGAAAGCAAAAUCUUUUUAUGAAUUUGAAGAUACCUUUUAUAAAAAUGAUAGAUUAACUUUAAUUGAAAAACAUUUCAGUUAUCGUUUUAAUGAUCCAAUUCGUUUUAGAAAUCAAUCCUCACCAUUAUCUAUAACAAUAGAAAAUCAAAAUAGACAAGGUCCAUAUUUACAACAAAAAUUAAUUACAGAUAACCAAUUUCCACAAUUUUUUCAACCACAAAAUAAAUUAGAUAAUAAUAUAAAUAAUAAUAUAAAUAAUAAUAUAAAUAAUAAUAUUAUUAAUAAUAAUAUAAACGAAAAUAAUAGUACAAAUAAUAAUAAUAAUGAUAAUAAUAAUAUUAAUAAUAAUAAUAAUAAUAAUGAUAAUAAUAAUAAUAAUGGUGAUGAUGAUGAAACAAAAAGAUAUGAUAUUAAACGUUGGGUAGUAUCAUUAUCAAAAAGAAAUAAUAGUCCAGUAUUUAAAAAAGAUGACGAAAUUAUUAAAAAGAAAAAACCAAUAACAACAACACCUAUUAAAAAUAAUCAAACAAAAUAUUAUAAAAAUAACUUUAAUCAACCUUUAAAACAUUUUGGAAUUCAUUUAGGUACAAGUAAUUUCGAUUUAGAAACUUUUGAACAAUAUACAAGUUAUCCCUGUAUCAAUCCUUUAGAAAACACAAGUCAAGAUGAAUAUAGUAUCAAAUUUUAUAAAGAAUAUUUAAAUAAUGAAAAACCAAAAAAUCCAUUUAUAAAUAAUAAUAAUAAUAAUAAUGUUAAAAGACCAUUAACUUUAAUUGAUAAAUUAUUCGAAACAAAUACAAGUGAUGAUGAUGAAAAUAAUAAAGAUAAUUUAGAAAAUAUAGAUAAUAACUACAAUCCUUUAUCCUCUUCAUUACCAGUUUCACCUCAUUUAAAUAAAAACUACAAAUAUCAACAUGAUUUACAUAAAAAUAAUUUUAAUAAUUAUAAUAACAACCAUAAUAACCAUAACAACCAAAAUAAUAAUCAUAAUAUCGAUAAACAUAAUAAUAAUCAUAAAUAUAACUAUAAUCAUAAUCAAAGUUAUAAUCAUAACCAUAAUCACAAUCAUCAACAUAAUAAUUUAAGUAAUAGUAUGGGAGUUUCAAAUCAAAGGAAAUCUUCAUCCACUUCGAGUAUUCAAGAGAUUACAAAAAAUGAACUUAAAACUUUUUAUUAUCAAUCUUAUCUUCAAUCCCAUAGCAGUAAUUCAUUAUAUCCAGUUCCACCAAAUCAUAUUGAUGCCUAUAAAAACUAUGUUAACCUCCCAAAAUCUUUAAAUCAUUAA
Molecule: messenger RNA, 3378 nt
Organism: Dictyostelium purpureum
Lineage: Eukaryota; Evosea; Eumycetozoa; Dictyosteliales; Dictyosteliaceae
Exons: 2
Coding region: 1-3378 (1125 amino acids)
Biological process (GO): phosphatidylinositol dephosphorylation
Cellular component (GO): intracellular membrane-bounded organelle
Molecular function (GO): phosphatidylinositol-3,5-bisphosphate 5-phosphatase activity
Source: RefSeq, a predicted model, not a curated record